Tyto alba (common barn owl) is the source of this 1253-nucleotide messenger RNA. It is a transcript of the gene NABP2, whose product is annotated as nucleic acid binding protein 2. Gene Ontology annotation, biological process: response to ionizing radiation; double-strand break repair via homologous recombination; mitotic cell cycle checkpoint signaling. NCBI's taxonomy places the organism in Eukaryota, Metazoa, Chordata, Aves, Strigiformes, Tytonidae. Gene Ontology annotation, cellular component: SOSS complex. Gene Ontology annotation, molecular function: DNA binding. The record is from RefSeq and is a predicted model, not a curated record.
GCGGCGGCGCUCGGGCAGGUCAGCGCGCGCGGCGCGGGGAGAGCGGUGGGGGGGAGCGUGUGCGAGCGCCCCCUGGCGGCGGGGCGGGGCGCCCGGUAGCCCCGGGGGUUCCGCCCCUGGUGCUGCUGCCGUGGGCGCGUCCCGGGGGUGCCGGAUUGGGGGGGGUGGGCAAAGCGUGUGUGUGAGGUGGGGUGUGUGACCCCCGCCCGGUUCCCCCGGUGCGACCGGGGCUGACGGCUGCGCCCGCAGGGCCCCCCCCCCCAUCCCCCCCCGCCGGCACCAUGAGCACCGAGACGCUGGUGAAGGACGUGAAACCGGGGCUGAAGAACCUCAACCUCAUCUUCAUCGUGCUGGAGACAGGCCGGGUGACGAAGACAAAGGACGGGCACGAGGUGCGGACCUGCAAGGUGGCCGACAAGACGGGCAGCAUCAACAUUUCGGUGUGGGACGAUGUGGGGAACCUCAUCCAGCCCGGGGACAUCAUCCGCCUCACCAAGGGCUACGCGUCCGUCUUCAAGGGCUGCCUGACGCUCUACACGGGGCGCGGAGGCGACCUGCAGAAGAUCGGCGAGUUCUGCAUGGUCUACUCGGAGGUGCCCAACUUCAGCGAGCCCAACCCCGAGUACGUGGCGCAGCAGUCGCAGAGCAAAGGGGCCCAGAACGAGAGCGCGAGCCCAGCCGCUUCGCAGACCGGGCAGGGCCCCCCCGCAACAUCCCCAGCCUCCGACAGCCAGAACGGGAACGGGCUGAGCCCGGGGGGCCCCACGCACCCCCCCAGCGCCCCCCCUCACCCCCCCAGCGGCCGCAUCACCCGCAGCCAGCCUGGCCACCCGGCCCCCCCCCCGGGCCCCGUCAGCAACGGCAAGGAGACGCGGCGGAGCAGCAAGAGAUAACGGGCCGGGACCCCCUCGGGCCCUUUCCCUUGGGCUCCCGGUACCCUCUGGGGGGGGUCCCCCAGCCCUGAGCAGCCCCCGGGGUGCGGGGGGGGCCAGCUGCCCCCCACUCAUGUGCCUCAGGGGAGGGUGAGGGGCCCCCACCCCAGACCCCCCUGUCUUGGGCCAGCUGGGCUCGGGGGUCCUGGGCAGGAUGGGGCUGAGCCGCGCGGCCGCUGCCCAGCAGCCCCUGGAGCUGGGGGGGGGCCACAGCCGCUGCCACCCCCCCUCCCAAAACACCCUCCCCCCCAACCACCACGUGUCGAGGUGGGGGGCCAGGACCCCUCGGGUGGAUGUUAAUAAAGGUUGUUCUCCUGCCUG